Messenger RNA from Danaus chrysippus (African queen), 591 nucleotides. The record is from the annotation of a GenBank genome assembly. NCBI's taxonomy places the organism in Eukaryota, Metazoa, Arthropoda, Insecta, Lepidoptera, Nymphalidae.
AUGCUGGGUUUUGAAGGUGAUAUCAGUGAUGAGGAGUGGCAGCUCUCCCGACGACGGCGGCGGGCGCACGCACGGAAUGCAGCGGUGCGGGGCGCGGGCGGCGGCCGUUGCUGCCGCGGCGACGAUCGCUGGUGCCCGCCGCUUCGCCAGUCAGCCGCGCGCCACCCGACUAGACUGUUGUACGAGCGGCCCAACGCCCGACACCUCCGCACGCAGGUAUGUCUCAAACAUGACCUUCACCAUACCUCGCCCGAAACCGUAUCGGCGCACUCGUUGACGCCGACUGGUUUUUUCCUCGGUGGUUUCACCCGUCCAGAAAUAGCCGUUGACCGUUCGGAUACGAAUACCUCCUCGGUGCCGACGGUUCCCGCCGAUAUACACUCGCCAUAUGAGAUUCGCCGAUCGCGUACCGGUCAACGCUUCUAUGUCUUUAUCAGUGUUACAUAUUUAUUAUUUGUCGGUGCGGUGAGGUCAGCGAGCGCGCGAGCCGAUGUAUGCUUUAUCACGAGAGACUUAGGGUCGCUACGAGCCGACGUUACGACCUCGGCUUAUGCUCUGUCUUUGCUCUGCUCUUGCGUCGUCACUAUUUAA